Nelumbo nucifera (sacred lotus) is the source of this 1153-nucleotide messenger RNA. The record is from RefSeq and is a predicted model, not a curated record. Lineage: Eukaryota; Viridiplantae; Streptophyta; Magnoliopsida; Proteales; Nelumbonaceae.
GCGUGCUGAAAGUUCAGAAAUCAUAUUGACGACCCAUAUGCAGAUCUCACCGUGUAUUGGGAAGAUCUUCCGUAUUUAUCAUGGGAGAUCUUCCCAUUAUUUCCAAAUACACGGGUGGGAGGUGCUGUGUGGCGCCGAUCUAAACUCGAAUGUUCAGCAAAGUUCAGCACCGUUACACGUGCUUUUACUUGGUACCGGCUUGCAGAUUUUGUUCUAACAACUAUAUCUAUCUCAUCGACGUUCUCCCGAAGUCUUCCCGGACAUGGAGGGGGAGGGCCGGGGCGAGAUCUCCCGAUGUUUGAAAGACUGGGAACAAUUCCAACACUUACCUCCUCAUUCUUCUUCUUUUCCGAACGAACCCCAGGUUCUCUCAGUCUCAGAAGCCAGAACUGAAGCUCAGGCCUAUUCGGCAGGAUGGGAAAUGGUGGUGCUUCGACAAGCUUCAUACGACGACGAUUGCAUCAUCUUCCCUCCAAGCAAACACGAAGGGCUGCAUGUCUCCAUACUGAAUUAUCAACACCAAGAAGAAGUAAAAUCCGAACCAAAUCCUUCCUUAUCACGGCUUGAUGUUGAUAUAGGGGAUCCACAAUCUCAGCGUCAGCCGUUCGAUUCUCGGCUGCGAACUGCAGAGUACAUUGUGAAACGUUUAAGAUUCAUGUUUGAGAUCUUACAGUCCAAAAUUUUCCGCAUUAUUUUCCUCGUUCGUACUUCUUGUACUGCCAGAAGACGGAGAGCUUGGCCUUUCGCCUCCUCGAUUGCAGUUGCAGCAACUCUGUUCUUGUCGCUAUUGUACUGGUGGGUGCCCCAUCGAAAUCGAAGGCUACGGCGGGAUAAGUUGGACCAUCUGAUUCUUCUUAUAAAAAAUCAGGAUGAGAUUAGCCAGCUUUUGUAUCAAAUUGCCCAAAUAAAUGAAGCAUUAUCAGCUCAUCAUAAGGUUCCUCUGCACAGGAUUGGAUGAUUGAUUCUAUGGUGUACUCCAUCUGAAUGGCAUUUUAAUCAUUUACUCUACUAGAGUCUGUUGUUCACUUUCAAAAUCAGCUUAUUUUUUGACAGUUUAAUGUAAUUAAAUAUGCUUUCAAUGACGUGUUCGUUCAGUAAUACAUAGUUAUUAGCUACCUACUUAAAUGGAUACAUAGAGUUGCAAUGCACCUUA